GCCAGACAAAGCAUCUGCCCGCAGGCUGCUUCCUUCCCUCUGGAGCUGAAGAUCUUUCCUCUUGCCGCUUCAGAAGAGGAGACAAGACGCUGGGAAACAGAACCACAAGCAAGAAAGUAACACGGCUGUGGCUGUGUGACAAGGAAAUCCCUUAAAAAUGAAAAAGUUCACGCUGUUCGAUUUUGUAAAUGAUAAUUCGCUACAAAUCGGAGAGACUUCAUGGAUUCAGGAUCUUCCCAAUGACGACAGAGAACUAGAAGGACUCCUGAAACCAAAUGAGCAGGUGCUAGUUAACUGGCCUGUGGGAGAAAGGAAGACAGAGAAACAUUUAGUAAAAGUAGUGUACAUGAGUGAUGACCCUCAAGAGCUAGUUGAGAUGAUGCAAAAGAUAUUGCGGGCAGAUGAAAUUACAAAAAUACAAGUUGUUGGAAAAGGCAAGAGGAAGAGGAUUGAGAUGAUAUUCUCAGAGAGUGAAGAUAGUGACCUGGACAAAGGGCAGGGGAAAAUGAUGAAGAGUAUAAAAAAGAAAUCAUUACAGGCCUCUGCCUCUGCCAACAUCCUGAGUCAACUUGAAACAUCUUUAAUUAACAAACAGAGAGAACCAUUUUCUGGAAAUGCUUUUCUGUACAGCGAAAGCAGCAGUGAUGAUGAGGAGCCCUUGUUUCAGUUGUCCAAAGUGGAACUAUGUGCCAAAAUAAAAAGUCUGAAAAGGAAACUGACAGACACUAUGAGAGAAAACUGUCGCCUACGGCAGUCACUGGUCAUGCUUCAAGUGUUGCCACAGGCAGUCACACAUUUUGAGGAACUGGUAGGUAUGGCUGAGGCCCUGCUCAAGGGGGGAGUGACCACAUCUGCCUCCAGUAUUCAUUCACACACAGUCUGGAAAGCAUCAAACAGUUCUUUAUCAGAUUCAUAUGCAACUAUCCACAGUAACUCCAAUUCACCGAUAGCAUUGAACAUGGAGGAAGAGGAGCAACAGCCUGAGAAACAGUUCAAGAUUGAAAAAUGGCAGAUUGCCCUUUGUAACAAGAGCAAGCCUCAAAAGUUUAUAAAUGAUUUGAUGCAAGCCCUUUAUACACACGAGUACAUGGCCACGCACAGUCUGACAGGUGCAAAAUCCUCCUCUUCAAAGGAUAAAGCAGCAAAACCAGCAAUGAAUCAGAAUGAAGUUCAGGAAAUCAUAGGAAUCACAAAACAGUUAUUUCCAAAUACAGAUGAUGCUUUAAUUCGGAGAAUGAUGGGGCAAAAGCUAAACAAUUGCACCAAGAAGCCAAUUUUAAGCAAAGAUCUUAAUUCAGUUGUUUUUCAGAAACAUAGCUUUUGUGGUUCGCCAGCUCCUCCUCCCAGUACUCAGGACACCACCACAUCGGCUCCUGUUUCCAGCGCACAAGAUCAGCAGGAUGACGACUCACCGGCUCCUCCCACACCAGUUGAGCAUGGUGACAGCUCUCUGGCUCCUCCUCCUCCCAGCACACAAGCUCAUCAAGGUGGUGUCACACCAACUUCUUCCAGCAUGGAGUCUCAAAGCAGAAACUCACUGGCUCCUGCUCCCAACCAGGGCUGCAGGCAGGAUUUCAGGAGCUCCGACAAGAAGUAAAAGUGGACCCUUCAUAGCGGUUCAGGCAGACACUGGAGGAUGGGGACAGUAGAAAAUGGGCAGGAAGAAGUGACACUUAAUAGUGUGUUCAGAACCUAGCAACAGUUGGCAAAGAUACUGGAAGAGGAAUAGAGGUCUGGGACCAAUUUUUUGAUUUGUAAUGAAAAUCCCACAGUGUAGAAGAAAAAUUCAAAAUGCGUCAAUAUCUUCAGAUUUAUGAUAUACAAUACAUGCAUGCCCUACUGUAGUUCAGAAUGGAUUAUAACUUGUUCCAAAAGAAUACAAAUGUUCUUUAUAACCAGAUAAUAGACACGCUAUUUAAGAUAAUGCCAAAAAUAAAACCACGAGGAGCUUCACAGCCCAGACCAAACACCCAUCUAUACAUUUGAGAGAGAGAUCUUUAGUCUUCCAGACAGAAGAAGGUUCUUUACUAUAAUCCGAGGGAUCCAGAGAGGUUUGAAACAAGGACAGACAGUGUUAGGAUGCAGAUAGUGUUAGCCUUCAGAGGGAUGGAAAAACAGGGACUCAAGGACCCAGAUCUACAGAGACUUAGGCACCUAAACCCCAAAGGGCUUCCCUUUCUUGAUCCAGGCCAAGGAUACUGUUGGGUCAGCAGGGAGUGCUUCUCUCAGGAGCUUCUGUUUUUGCCCUAAUAAAUAAAUAAAGGGAGUGGGGGAGAAGAGGGAGCUAAGGCUCACUUUUAUCUCUAAGGAGUUGGGAAGAGGCUCAGGUUUCUUUUGGCCUAGAAUUGCAUGGAGGACCUGGAGCAUCUUUUCUCCUCUGGAGAUAGUAGGGGUGUGGUUGCCAGUGUGUAAGCAUUUUGCCAGGGCAGUUCUCCAUAUUAGUCCCCAGAGGGUCCUAUAUGUGGUCUGGUGAAUUUUAGAUUAUUUCUUAGAAGAGUGAGAGAGGAAAGGCAAAUUACAGUAACCCGAAGGCAGAUAACAUCACCUGGCAGCACUCAGAGUCCUGUCUAAUUUGAAAAACUGUCCCUUAAACAAAGUUGUGUGUCUUUCUCCACUCCAUUUCCCACAGCUUCCCACUCCGUUUUACCUCAUAGGAGGAGGUGCAGGGGACAGACACUUGAUUCUGCUGGCUGAGGUCAUGAUCUCCUCUUCAGGCCUCCUUUCUGCCAGUGCCCUGGCUCUACGAAGUUUAGUUGAUUCACAAGUCCCAAAUAUCCCUUUUUUCACUGAACAUGAGGAGUCCCUUCCCUUUUUCUCCAGGGACUAGAAAGCAGGUUAUGAAGGGGGAGAGGGGCUCCUGCUCCUCCUGACCUGGAGGGCAGUUCUCUUGAGGAAGGGACUGUGGAGGACAAAGAUAGCAGCUGCUGCUGCCCAUGGUGCCUGACAUACCUCCUCUUGCUGGCUUGGAGAGACAGUAGGACAGGGUCUGACAGGAAGUAUGUUCCUGCUGUGGGUGCUGUAGCUCCUCGCUAAACAUGGUCCCUGCCUUUUAGAAUUGACCACCCCCUUUAGCCUGGUCCACUGAAUUACGAGUGUUCCACUGUGGCUGAUCAAAGAGAAGCAGCUGGCAGGCCAGUUUGACUUUGGAUAGGAUAGGGAGGGGUAGUAGGAUUGAGAGGGACCUCUGUCUUUGGAAACCUUAGAGACAGACUUUCCCCAUAAUUCUCUGCAGGAUUGUUGUUGACUCCUGGCUUCCCAAGAAAUCUGUUAGUGACAUAUGGGCCAGUGUAAGCUUGGGUGCAGGAAGCAUCUGAAAUAUUGCUUUUAAUUUUGAGCAUCUCAUUCCCAGAAAGAUAUUGACAAAUUGGAGGGAGUUCACAGAAGAGAAACAGUUAUUGAAGAACUCAUUUACAGUGGGAAAAAAACUAACAGAGCUCCAUAUUUUUUCCUGGCUAAGCAGUGACUAAGGAUCAGAGCAUGUAGUAAAUGUUAGGGUCUAAAUGUGGAGGCGAUAGAGACGUUAUUUAGAUUGGUUUAAGGGGAUAUAAAUAUAAGUAACAGGAUGAAGUGAAGAAAGAGAAUAUUUAGGGUGAAUGUCAAAAAAAAUGUCCUGACAGUAAGAUGUAAUAGGCUGUGAAAUGGGGUCUCCCAAGGAAAGUGCUGAAAGCCCAGUUUAUAUGACAAUGCACUAAUAAAUUCACUAUAAAGAAGAUUCUUGCAUAUGCAGGGGAAUGGACUAGGUGUUCUAAUAGGUCUUUUCCAUCUCUAACAUCUCUGGUUUUCCUUGUAGAUAAGUUUAAGAUGAAAGAAGAUAAAAGAACAUGCCAGAAGGCUCUGGCUCAUGGUGUUAACACCAUAGAUAAAAUAUAGGUGAAAGGAUGUUUUGCUACCGUGUAUAUAUUGUACAUAAACCUGUAUGUAUUGCAUUAUUAAUGUAUAUACUUAAUCAUAUU
Molecule: messenger RNA, 3953 nt
Organism: Terrapene triunguis (Three-toed box turtle)
Lineage: Eukaryota; Metazoa; Chordata; Testudines; Emydidae
Gene: BEND6
Product: BEN domain containing 6
Exons: 9
Coding region: 158-1597 (479 amino acids)
Biological process (GO): positive regulation of neuron differentiation; negative regulation of Notch signaling pathway
Cellular component (GO): nucleus
Molecular function (GO): DNA binding; transcription corepressor activity
Source: RefSeq, a predicted model, not a curated record